AUUUUAACAAGAAAAUUUUGUAUUUUCACAAGAUUAUAAGGAUAGUAUUUACUACUUAGCAAGGCUGUGCAUUAUGUUAAAUAUUAAAGUGGAUAUUAUUCCAAGCUAAUAAUGUCACAGACUACAUUGAUAACUUGAGUUUAGCUAUUAUUAGUGGACUGUAAAAUGUUAAAACGUUUGAUAAUUAUUUUCAGCACAUUACAUUUAAAUAUUUUAAAUUCUGAAGCCUUUGAUUUUCAAUUUCAUCCUGAUAGCCGGUUGUCUAUAACUCAGAUCUUAACAAAAUACGGCUAUCCAGUUGAAAUCCAUAACGUUAUUACUGAAGACGAUUAUAUCAUUACGGUAUUCAGAAUACCCCAUGGCAAAAAUUCCACAAAAACUCAUAAAUAUCCAGUAAUAUUGGUACCAGGAACAUGUGGUUGCUCAGAAAAUUUCAUCGGAGCAGGAAUAGACCAUGCUAUAGGUUACUUUUUAUCGGAUAGAGGAUUUGAUGUCUGGUUGACAAAUACCAGAGGAAACCUCCACGCUCAAAAGCAUAAGACGAUGGACCCUGAGAGAGAUAGAAAAUUUUGGAAUUUUGGGUGGCACGAGGUCGCUAUUUAUGACACAACAGCUCUAGUAGAUUAUAUUCUGAAUGCUACCAAAGCCUCUCAAGCAUUUUAUAUCGGGCAUUCACAAGGUACCACUUCUUAUUUUGCAUGGCUUGCAGAGAAACCAGAGUACAAUGAAAAAAUUAAAUUGGCAGUUCAUCUUGGUCCAAGUGUUAUAUAUACAAACGUAAGGAGCCCUGUUGCUGUUAUGGGAAAGCAUGCAAGUUUGAUUGAGAAAAUAACGAAAGCAUUCGGUUUACAUUAUUUGUUUCCAAGACCAAUCACUAUGUUCCUGAAUUUUCUAGUUAGAACAUUAUGUGCAGAGAUGACAGUAUUCGUGGAUUUGUGUUAUUUGAUCAUCUAUUUUGGGGCUUAUUCUAAAACUAAUUUCGUAGAACCAAAAAAUGUUCAAGUGCUUCUUCAGACUUUUCCUGCCGGAUGUUCAGUGAAGGAAUUAUUACAUUAUUUUCAAAUUAUACAUUCAGGUUCAUUUACCAAAUAUGAUUACGGGGCUAAAGGAAAUAUGAAGAAAUAUGGAACAUAUACACCACCGUUGUAUAAUCUUUCUAAUAUAUUAGCUCCUGUAAGUUUAUUUGUAGCACACGGAGAUAACGUAGUGCCCUGGGAAGGAGUACGUGAUUUUAUCACCAUGUUACCAAAUAUUGACUCCGUAUUUGACAUUCCAAUAGAAUCGUUUAACCAUGUGGACUACAUUUUCAGUAACAUUACCACACAAUACGUCAAUGAACCAGUUUACCAAUUGUUUAUGAAACAUUUACAGAAUAAAAAGACUUAAAUACUUAUAAUUGAUAUUUCUAAAAUACCUAAUGCCUUAUACAGCAGAGUUCCGCUAAUCCGAACUUCGGUAAUCCGAAAAUCCGCUUAAACCGAAUCAGAAUUUGGUAAUAGAUUUGAGGAAAAUAAAUGUGCGGUGACUCUAAGAACCUCUACUUUAUAAUAUAUCUAAAAAUGACAAUAAAAUAUUAUUUCAAGUACUGAACUGUAAUAAACCUUUUUAAAUUU
Messenger RNA from Diabrotica virgifera virgifera (western corn rootworm), 1613 nucleotides. RefSeq names its product lipase 3-like. Lineage: Eukaryota; Metazoa; Arthropoda; Insecta; Coleoptera; Chrysomelidae. The coding region runs from base 166 to 1386 and encodes 406 amino acids. The record is from RefSeq and is a predicted model, not a curated record. Gene Ontology annotation, molecular function: hydrolase activity, acting on ester bonds. The transcript is spliced from 7 exons.